Heterobilharzia americana is the source of this 282-nucleotide messenger RNA. NCBI's taxonomy places the organism in Eukaryota, Metazoa, Platyhelminthes, Trematoda, Strigeidida, Schistosomatidae. The record is from the annotation of a GenBank genome assembly.
AUGCUGUUACAGCAAGUGAAAGUACCACAAAUCCAUCCCACAAAUCGUUCUCAUAUGAAAUAUACAGCCUAUAUGGAAAUGUUAUUCAAACAGCAUCCAAGAGCUCAACACCACUGGGCAACUGCACUCAACUUAGUUCAGAAUUCUACAGAAACUGCCAAGUCAGAUUUUCAUGGGUUUCACUCUUCCGUUACCUUAUAUCGAUUUCAUACUAGUCAAUCUCAUAAACUAUAUAAUAAAGGGAAAAUUGUGAGUUCGAACUUCAUGGUCAGUGCGGUUUAG